Vigna radiata var. radiata (mung bean) is the source of this 1612-nucleotide messenger RNA. RefSeq names its product putative F-box protein At1g58310. The transcript has 3 exons. The record is from RefSeq and is a predicted model, not a curated record. Gene Ontology annotation, molecular function: protein binding. The coding region runs from base 244 to 1368 and encodes 374 amino acids. NCBI's taxonomy places the organism in Eukaryota, Viridiplantae, Streptophyta, Magnoliopsida, Fabales, Fabaceae.
GACGGAGAAUAUUAUUAGAUUUAGGGGUAAAACCGAGAAUGCACCACAGCAGAAUAUCUUUCUUAACAAGAGACAAAGCAGAAAGAUCGAGAAUUCUAAAGAGAAGGGCAGAGAGAGAUACUCUGCUAGGGUUUUUCACCACCGCUCACACUCAUAGGAAAAUCUCACAACACUCACUGGAACGACGAAGCACAGCGCAAGGAAAACAGAUAUACUCUCAAAAGAGAAGAAAACUUUACAGAAAUGAAAGGAGACAAUUUCUACGGAAGAGAGUCUUCAAAGGAAGAGAAAGAAAAUAAGGUGAAAGAUAAGGAGAAGGAAGAAGAUAUGUUCACUAAGUUACCUAAGGAAAUUAUUCUACACAUCCUUUCUUUUUUGGAUGCGAAAAUUGCAGUUCAAACAUCAGUUCUGAACAAACGGUUUAGGUAUCUUUGGGCUGCCCUGCCCGUUAUUAACUUCGAUGAGGCAUUAUACCAAGAUGCUAUAUCUUUCGAGGAUUUUGUAUAUAGUUUUUUGUUUUACAGAUAUAAUUCCACUAAUGUUUUCAAUGUUAAUUUAAAGUGUCACAAAGACCAUCUACCCAUCCUACGUGAUAAUGCUGUGGUAUAUUACAUCAUUUACCAUGUUAUUGAUACACCAUCCAUCGCCACUAACAUUCAGGUACUUACAAUCUUUGCUGAUUGUCAUGUUAAUAUCCUUCCUAAACUCUCUGUAUGUACCUCUCUCACCACUCUCAAACUUUCUUACAUGCUCAGUCUGACCAAAAAUUUCGAUAUCCCUUCUCUUAAACACCUAUACCUCUGCUGUUGUCGAUUUGUGGUUGGAAGGGAAAACUCUUUUGAUCAAUUUAAGGGUUGUGUUAAUUUGGAAUCUUUACAUAUUGAUAGAUGUACAUACCAUAAUGAAAUCAAUACCUUCAAAAUCUCUACCCCCAACCUUCUAGACUUAAAUAUAUCACGUUUUCUUGUGGAUGGGUUUGAUGAAGAUUACUGUGUCUUUGAGCUUCAAACACCAAGGCUUCGAUAUUUUAAAUAUGAUGGUUAUCAUUUAUAUUGUUUUUCCACUGAGAUCAAUCUUCUCUUUGUGGAGGAACUAUAUAUUGAUGUAGGUUGGUUGCCUAAAGAUAUCUGUUCCUUAUAUACUCUGAUUGAACUAUUUGAAAUCAUGCAAAGGGCAAAAUCUAUAUCUUUGUCAUCCAAAAUUAUUGAUGUUUUGUCUAUGUUUCCUGAUGAAUUAGAGGAUAAAUGUUCUCCUUUCACUAGAAUGCAAACUUUUGAGUUAAUAUGUGACUCAUCUUCCUCCUCUGCCAUGCCUCAGGACGUAAAAAAAUAUUUAUUUGGUGAAGACAACUCUUCUUUCACUCCAUAGACUGAGGGUUGAAAAAUCUGUGUUCAAAAUUGAAAAGAAAGUGGAUGAGCUUAUUAAGAACUAUAUUAACAGUGCUUCUUCAAAAGAAGAGUCUAAUGAUGAUGAGUCAACUGAGGAGGAUACUAUGAAAAUGUCUGAAUCAGAAUAGGAGUUUAAAGUCUUUGUCAUGUCUGUUUUGAUGGUUUUCUAUUUUGAAAAAAUUAAAAAAAUGUAAAAGUUGGCUAUUAAGCCAUUUAUGUUUGAA